Messenger RNA from Castor canadensis (American beaver), 984 nucleotides. Lineage: Eukaryota; Metazoa; Chordata; Mammalia; Rodentia; Castoridae. The record is from RefSeq and is a predicted model, not a curated record.
ACUUAUGAUGUUAAUCAGGUCUUCCUCUUUGUGAACAUGGAAGUGGGAAAUCACACCAUUCUGACUGAAUUCAUCUUGCUGGGCUUCUCUGUAGACCCUCAGUGGCAGUUGAUUCUAUUUGGAGCAUUUCUAAUGCUCUACUUGGUAACCUUAUUAGGGAACAUGACCCUGGUUAUCUUAAUUUGAACUGAUUCCCGGCUGCAUACACCCAUGUACUUUUUCAUUUGUGGUUUGUCUUUUUUGGAUUUCUGGUAUACCUCUGUGUAUACCCCUAAGAUAUUGGUCAAUUGUGUCUCAGAAGAUAAGCAGAUUUCCUUGUCUGGAUGUGGGGCUCAGUUUUUUUUUUGUGUGUGUGUUGCUGCCUACACUGAGUGCUAUCUGCUGGCAGCCAUGGCUUAUGACUGCUAUGUGGCUAUUUGUAACCCACUGCUUUACUCAGGUAUCAUGUCCACUUCUCUCUGUACUGGGCUUGUAUCUGGCUCUUACAUAGGAGGGUUUUUGAAGGCCAUAGCCCACACUGCUAACACAUUCAGACUAAGUUUCUGUGGUAGUAAUGUUAUUGACCACUUUUUCUGUGAUGUGCUCCCUUUGGUAAAAACAUCCUGUACAGACACCAAGAUGUACGUGAAAAUCCUUUCCAGUAUGGUUGGCUUCACAGUCCUCUCCUGCCUUCUUGCUAUUCUCAUUUCCUAUUUUAAUAUUCUCCUGGCUAUCCUGAGGAUCCACUCAGCCUCAAGAAGACAAAAGGCUUUCUCAACCUGUGCUUCCCACCUAGUCUCUGUCACACUCUUCUAUGGAUCCUUGCUCUUCAUGUAUUCAAGGCCCAGUUCCAAGUACUCCCUAGAGAGAGACAAAGUGGCUGCCUUGUUCUACACCAUCAUAAAUCCAUUGCUAAACCCCCUCAUCUACAGCCUGAGAAGCAAAGAUGUCAAAGAAGCCUUCAAGAAAGUAACACAGGCCGUAAGACCAGAAGUAUCAUGGUAA